UCCUUUUUUUUUUUUUUUUUUUUUUUUUUAUGUGAAAAGGUUUUUCAAGUUUUAAAAGUCUACUGGUAGGAUUCGUUAUCCAUAGACUAUGCUUUAGCCAGAGGGUUUUAAAUCUCCCCUGAACACUCUGUUUGGGGAGACAACAAUCUUCCAAAUGGGUAUCUGCAACUCCAAACCUCCCCCAAAUCCCAACUCUCCUGAAUCUGACCAUAACCCGGGAAACAACAUUCCCAUACGCGCUCGGGAUGGCGUCAAGAACAGCCCUCUUCCCGUCAAGGAUAGCCCUAAGCCUCCAUCCAGCUCCGUCAAUGGUGAGAACCUUGGAAGUAGAGAUCAAGCCAAAGAGAACACCAGCAAUAAAGAAAACGUCACCAACAAUGAAGGCAAGAAAUCGCCAUUUUUCUCCUUCUACAGUCCGAGUCCAGCUCACUACUUCUUCUCUAAGAAGUCUCCGGCGAGAUCCCCCUCGAAUGCCAGCUCCAAUUCGACUCCUAAGCGCUUCUUCAAGCGGCCCUUCCCGCCUCCUUCGCCGGCUAAGCACAUACGCUCGGUGCUCGCUCGCCGCCACGGUUCGGUGAAGCCGAAUGGAGCGGCGAUCCCCGAAGGUAGCGAGGCGGAGGUGUGUGCGGGGUUGGAUAAAAGCUUCGGGUUCUCGAAGCAUUUCGCUACCAAGUACGAGCUAGGGGAGGAGGUCGGAAGAGGACAUUUCGGAUACACUUGUGCAGCCAAGUUUAAGAAGGGCGAGCUCAAGGGGCAACAAGUUGCUGUCAAGGUUAUACCCAAGUCGAAGAUGACCACACCCAUAGCCAUUGAGGAUGUGAGACGGGAGGUAAAAAUAUUGAGAGCUCUGACUGGGCAUAACAAUCUUGUGAAGUUCUACGAUGCAUAUGAGGACCAUGAUAAUGUCUACAUAGUAAUGGAGUUAUGUGAAGGAGGAGAGCUCUUGGAUAGAAUACUUUCAAGGGGUGGAAAGUAUACAGAAGAUGAUGCGAAGGUUGUCAUGAUACAAAUACUUAAUGUUGUUGCAUUUUGCCACCUCCAAGGUGUGGUACACCGGGAUCUUAAACCUGAGAAUUUUCUGUUUACAUCGAAGGAUGAGAACUCACAAUUGAAGGCGAUAGAUUUUGGCUUGUCAGAUUUUGUGAAGCCAGAUGAAAGGCUCAAUGACAUCGUUGGUAGUGCAUAUUAUGUGGCGCCUGAGGUUUUACAUAGAUGUUACAGCACGGAGGCUGAUGUCUGGAGUAUAGGUGUUAUCGCAUAUAUUUUGUUGUGUGGUAGUCGUCCAUUUUGGGCUCGAACAGAGUCUGGGAUUUUUAGGGCUGUUUUAAAGGCAGAACCAAGUUUUGAUGAAGCACCCUGGCCUUCUUUAUCAUCAGAGGCAAGAGACUUCGUUAAGCGGCUCCUAAAUAAAGACCCGCGGAAAAGAAUGACUGCUGCUCAAGCCCUAAGUCAUCCAUGGUUGAAAAAUUCCAACGAUUUAAAAGUGCCUCUUGAUAUACUAAUAUUCAAAUUGAUGAAGGCUUAUAUGCGUUCAUCAUCUCUUCGUAAAGCUGCUUUAAGGGCACUAUCUAAAACAUUAACAAUAGACGAGCUAUACUAUUUGAAGGAGCAGUUUGCACUGUUGGAACCUAGCAAAAAUGGGACUAUAAACUUAGAGAAUAUCAAAAGAGCCUUGAUGAAGAAUGCAACAGACGCAAUGAAAGAGUCACGCAUCCCUGAUUUUCUAGCAUUGCUUAAUUCACUUCAAUAUAGAAGAAUGGAUUUUGAGGAAUUCUGUGCUGCUACAGUAAGUGUCCAUCAGCUAGAGGCACUAGAUCGAUGGGAACAACAUGCUCGUUGUGCCUAUGAACUUUUCGAGAAGGAUGGAAAUAGGGCUAUUGUCAUUGAGGAAUUGGCUUCGGAACUUGGCCUUGGCCCUUCGGUCCCUGUUCAUGCUGUUCUUCAUGAUUGGAUCAGGCACACUGAUGGAAAACUAAGUUUUCUUGGAUUUGUCAAAUUGUUGCAUGGUGUCUCUAGCCGUGCACUUAAAGCUUAAUAGAAGUUCUAAAGCCAACACUGGAACUCUCAGAACUUCUUCCCAAGGCUGUUUUGGCCAAUAAAAAAGUUAGCAGGCGCGAGGCCUCCAGCUAAUACGAGGGGAUUUUGCCAUCUGUAUCAUAGACGAGGCACGAUUUGGUUGGAACAAGUUGGUUAACACGGUUGAAGUGCUCAGCUAUUAUAUUGUUCUUCCCUGUAAAGAUGUAGUUAAGUGUGUUUAGUUGCAGGUGAGAAUAUUAUCUGACUGUUAUCAGAAAAUUGAUGUCCUGACAUAUGAAAUUGGCUUCACAAAUCCACAACUCCAUUGUAUCACCCUCAUUGCUCUAUACUUUAAUCAAAUUAGUUAUUCCCAAAAGCUGUCUUUGGCCC
This is a messenger RNA of Carica papaya (papaya), 2406 nucleotides long. RefSeq names its product CDPK-related kinase (gene CRK). Gene Ontology annotation, molecular function: ATP binding; protein kinase activity. Lineage: Eukaryota; Viridiplantae; Streptophyta; Magnoliopsida; Brassicales; Caricaceae. Gene Ontology annotation, biological process: protein phosphorylation. The record is from RefSeq and is a predicted model, not a curated record.